Molecule: messenger RNA, 7336 nt
Organism: Zootoca vivipara (common lizard)
Lineage: Eukaryota; Metazoa; Chordata; Lepidosauria; Squamata; Lacertidae
Gene: TDRD7
Product: tudor domain containing 7
Biological process (GO): P granule organization; piRNA processing; spermatogenesis
Cellular component (GO): P granule
Source: RefSeq, a predicted model, not a curated record
AAAUGCUCACAUAUUUUACUUGGUUGUCUUAAAGGAAUUUUAAGAAGGAAUGGUUUGGAAUUAGUAGGAAGCCUUGUAACAACAGCAAGAAUAGUUACAGCCACUUAAAUGAUAGGCUACCCAGCAUACUAAUAUUAAAGGAAUGGAUUCAUAAAGUGUAUUGCAGUGGUGGCGAACCUAUGGCACGCAUGCCAGAGUGGGCACUCUGAGCCCUCUCUGUUGGCAUGUGCGCCAUCGCCCCAGCAGUGCCUUUUUUUCUUUUCUUGGUAGGCAAAAUUGACCCCCCCCCAUCACCGCGGAUGGGAAACGUUCCAUAGAGCGAGCCAUGCUGCAUUGGGGUGACUAGCUAGCCUGCCAAGCAGCUGAUUUGCUGGUGCUCCUCAACAACUCAGGUUAAACAACUCAAGUCGAACCAAUCCCCAGCCACGCCACCGUUGCCCAGGUGCUGAUGCAGCGUCCCAGACUGUGAGGAGGGCUUGUGCUCCGUGGCCCUGGGACUCCUGCUACUUGCAGCCACGCGGCCCAACAGUGACUGGCAGGCGCAAAGACCCAGGUAAAGCCUGCAAGCCCGCCAAUGCAGCUGCACGAGCAGGUGGGAGAGAGAGAGCAAAGAGCCUGCCACCUGUCCGCUUCCUCCUGCUGCUUGGCUGCUCCUCUUGACACCGUGCCGCCACCUUACAAGCACACAAUGACGCGGUAUCCAUCCCCAUGUACGAGCCCACCCAGUAACUGCUUGCGUCUGACUGGCCUCGCGAGGUGUGCAGAGUUUUUCGGGCGGCUAAAUUACCACAGGUUUUACUCUUUGCCUGCUCUUUCCUGAUGUUCGUUCCUAGCCCUGUGUGGGGCUUGCUGAAAUGUGCUGCGCUGAUGGGGUGGGUCUCUCGCUACGUUGCUCCGCCCCGUGCAAGAGCAAAAGUCAGGCUUUGCGCUCUGUGUGUGUGUUUUCUAAGUAUGGGAGGUCUCGCUGCCUCAGUUUGCAUCAGAGUUAGGAACCACUAGGAAGAUUUGGGGUUACCAAAAAGGAGUGCUUCUGAGCGUGUGCAGAUUGCAUUUCCAGACCCUCCAAGUGUCCUUACUUUCCAGGAACAUCCCUAAUUUAGAGAAGCCGUCCCUGUCUCUGAUUUGACCCUGUUGGAUCAAAUGAGUGAAAUGUUUCAAUCUCUUUCCAAAAAUAGCUCAACAACUAUGGUCAAACCUCUCCCUCCCCCCAAAAAGCCCAUUUUUUUCGUGUUGGCACUUUGCGAUAAACAAGUGGGUUUAGGGUUGCAGUUUGGGCACUCAGUCUUGAAAAGGUUCGUCACCACUGGUGUAGUGUAUAGCCUCAAUGAUAAAGUUGACAAAACAUACCGUACUCAUUUGCAGGAAGGUAGAUUAAAGCAGCAUAUCUUUGAUACCUUUGGUCAGCGCAAGUAUUUUAGCUUGUCAGACAGAGCAAUCCUCCUUUUCCUUCCCUUUGCACUGUUUCGGGAGUUCUCCUUCCCCUCAAGCCAAUUUUGGGAGGCAGGGUGCCCUGUUUCACAAGUGAAGUUUUUGCUGACAGGACUCAUUAGUGGAAUCCCAACCACCAGGCUCCACACCCUGGUUUAGGAGGUUAAGGGUGGUUCCACUCUGUUUGUUCAUAAAAUCAACAUGAUGAUGUGUUAAGAAUACAGGUGUCACACCUCAAGCAAUAAGUCACCUAUUUCCUGUGUCACUUAUCCCUUUUGGGGGGGGGAUGUCGAGCUGUUCUAGGUUUGUAUACCUAAACUGAGAUACCCUGUGCCAAAACUGUACUUUGGAAAAUGGAACAUAUCAAUAGAUCUGUGAAUCUGUCUUCUCUUGAGUUAGCAUACGUUUAGCAAUUUUUUACUGCAUUAAUUUUUGCCAAGCCUGUUGGUUGAAAUUCUAAGAAGCUGCUGAUGCUUUUAUGUAAAUACAAAAAGCAAGGCUUUUCUUACAGAGAACUGACAUUUUUUAUCUUUCCUUUCAUUCAAGUAACUCCGGCUCAUACAUGGGUUUAUCCCAUUUUGUCCUCUCAACAACUUUGUAAGUUAUCCUAGUCUUACAGAAUAUCAGUGCCCAAGGAAUGUCGCAGUUCAGGUGAAAAUGCAGGAAGCGGAUUUAGUUGCAAAAAUGCUCCGAGCUGUUCUACAAUCCCAUAAACAUGGAGUACCGUUUUCCCGUUUGCAAGCAGAAUAUAAAUCAUUAACUGGAGACUGGAUUCCCUUUAAGCAGCUGGGACAUUCUAAUUUAGAAGGAUAUAUAAAAAGCAUCCCUGGAGUUGUUAGGGUUGAAAUUAGUAAAGCUGGUGAGGUGACUUGUCGUGCAGUCAUUUGCCAGGAGACUGCACAGAUUGCUCAGCUUGUUGCCUGCCAGAGAACUUCCCAAAAGAAAACGGGUCGGCAAGUAAACUGCAGCAUGAGGCUGAAAAGAACAGCUCUAUUUGCCUCGGUUGGCAAGCCAAAGGAUACUCUGAGGAAGCCAGGAUUCAUGCAUUUCACAGAUGAAAGCAGGAGACCUGCACUCCCACAGCUGAGAAGCAAAGGAAGCUGUGCUGUUGUUAGACAUAACAUGAGCACUGCAUCAUAUCCUGUGCCUCUAGAAUUUGGGACCCCUCUGCCGAAAGAAGUUUUAAAUCAAGGACACAUGACUGUGACAAACAGGUUUGAUAGAAGAGCAACACUUCCACCACGAUUUCAGAAGGAGCUUCCAGGUCACCUGUCAAAAAAUGUACCUGUGGACUCCAAUGAAAAAGCAAAAGAAACGAAACAACUCGUGCCACUUCAGCCUCCUUAUCCUUCAAAUACUGAUAUAUGUGAGAUUCAGAGAAGAAUUAAAGAGAUUCUAAAUCGAUGCAGCAAUGGAAUAUGUUUAUCAAAUUUACCGCAUGUGUACAGAGAGGCUUAUCGGGAGGACUUAAAUACAGCCUUGCUCCCUCAGUUUGAAAACUGGCCUCACGUUUGUGUGACAGAGAAGGUAUCUUCUGGUGGCCUUAGGGAUAUAUUCCUCUACCCUGCUGCAAAAACACAGCCUUUGGUGAAGGGUGUCUCAAGCCAAGAUGGAAGCCUUCAGCCCCCCUUAGUAAGACAGACUGUAGAGACCAAAGCAGAUGCGCCCCAGGAGGAUUUCAAGGAGAAAAUUGCCGCCAUUUUGUUAAAAUAUUCCAAUGGCCUUUGGGCGAAUGCUCUCCCCAAAGUGUAUGAAGACACAUACAAAGCACCAAUGCCUCAGGAUAUUCUGAAAAGUCUUGACACCCUCGCGGAUAUAUGUUCAGUCGAUUACAUAUCUGGCAACCCCCAAAAGGCCAUUCUCUAUGCAAAGUCGAAAAAGGACACUGACGAGAACCAGAACGUGACUGACAAAACCCAUGCAAAUGAAGUUCCAGCGAGACCAGCCGAGCAGCAUCCCACCAUGAUCAAGGAUGAAUCCCAAGAGGAGUAUUCGGAGAACAUGACCGUGCCUCCCUUAAUUAUCCCAGCAGAAACGUCACCAUCUGUGCUGGUGGUGGAACUGAGCUCGACAAAUGAAGUUGUUGUCAGGUAUGUGGGCAAAGACUAUUCUGCUGCCCAGGAAUUAAUGGAAGAGCAGAUGAAGGAUUGGUAUGGUCGGAACCCCUCAGGUUUGCAGAUACAGUCGCCUAAAGUUGGCCAGGUUGUUGCUGUGCCUGCAGUAGAAGAUGCUUGGCUGCGUGCACAGAUUAUUUCGACAGAAGGCAAUAGGAUAAAGGUAUGCUACGUUGAUUAUGGCUUUAGUGAAACCAUUGAGAGUACCAGAGUGUGCAAACUAGCCAAGCAAUUCUAUUCACUGCCGUUCCAGGCUUCAAAAUGCAAACUAGCAGGGUUAGAAGCCUUCUCGGACGACCCUGUCAUGGUGAAAGUGGUGGACUCUCAAACCUGUGGCAAGAUAUUUGCUGUUGAAAUACUAGAGAAAAAUGACAUUCCCCUUGUCAUCCUGUACGAUACUUCAGGAGAGGAUGACAUCAACAUCAACGCUUCUUGCCUGAAGGCGCUUUGUGAUAAAUCUCUUGAGCUUCGCCUUCAGGUAGAUGUACUCUAUACAAAUGUCCGAGUAACCAAUGUCUGUUCGGAUGGAACUUUAUACUGUCAGGUGCCAUCAAAGGGCCUGACCAAACUCUCUGAAGCUUUGCAGAAGCUGGAAAAUUACUUCCACCACAAGCAGGUAACAGAGCAUUCGGUAUCGCUCCCUUACUGUGGCAAGAUCUGUCUGCUUAACUGUAAAGGAAAGUGGGCACGUGUGGAGAUAACCAGUGUUCAUAGUAGCCGGGCUCUUGACGUACAGUUUAUGGAUACUGGAACAGUAUCAUCUGUAAAAGUAGUAGAGCUGAGAGAGAUUCCCCCGACGUUUCUGCGUGAAGUCAUUGCAAUACCACCUCAGGCAACAAAAUGCUGCUUGGCUGACCUUCCUCUUAAUAUUGGCAUGUGGACUCCAGAUGCUGUGCUUUGGCUGAGAGACACAGUAUUAAAUUGUCCUGACUGCAGCAUUAAGGUGGUUAAACUGGAUGACAGAAUUGCACACGUCUAUUUAUUUACGCCAAAGAGCUUUCCAGACCCAGACCGUAGUAUUAACAGGCGGAUCACUAACGCAGACUUGUGGAAGCAUCAGAAGGACGUCUUCUUGAGUGCCUUUCCCAGUAGCUCCCUCCCUGCAAAGGGGGAAUCGAACUUACCAGAGACGGCAAGCUCAGGUGCCAAGAAGGGUUUUGCUCCACGUGCUCCAGAGGCCAGCAGUGCUGGGGCAGCCUUGACUAUGCCUCCACCUUUGGCAUUACCUAAACCCCAGGAGCAGAUGGAUGUGUUCGUCUCCUUGGCCUGUCAUCCUGGUUACUUUGUCCUCCAGCCUUGGCAAGAGAUGCACAACCUGGAAGUACUGAUGGAAGAGAUGCUUUUAUACUACGGCAAAGCGGACGAGGGAACUACCGCUGUUGAAAAAAACAAACUCUAUGCUGCUAAAGUGAAAAACGUGUGGCACAGAGUGCUAAUAAGAGGAAUGUUGGCCAAUGGGCUGGUGUCCGUUUAUGAGCUGGACUAUGGUAAACAUGAGCUUGUCGGCAUCCAGAAUGUAAAGCCUCUGCCGGAUAUGUUCAGAAAACUGCCAUUUCAGGCCAUAACAGCCCAGCUUGCAGGAACAGAGGGCCGGCAGUGGUCUGAGGAGGCCUCAGUAGUCUUCCGAAAUCAUGUUGAGAAGAAAGCUUUGGUGGCGCAGGUGCUAGCAGUUAUCGAUGGGGCUAAUCCAUGGGAGCGCAAAGCUGUCGUCUACUUAGUUGACACAUCACAACCGGACACAGAUAUCUGGAUUCAUGAUAUUAUGACCCAAUAUUAUAUGGAGAUUUCAAAGGCAAACUAAUGCUUCAACAAAACAAAACAAAACAAAACAAAACCUUCAUUAAUACCAGCAAUAAGAAUGUUAACAUAGCUGUGACCAUUUGUGGUUUUGCUUCGGAUUUUUUGCACUGUUGAAUGCUAGAAUGUUAACUGUAUAAAUAAAUUUCUGUUAACUUAUUCUAUCGGAACAAUUUCCUUCUAGGAGCUAAGUCUAAAGGUAACAACUUUUCAUCAGCUCGCUAGGUGGCAGCCCCCGAGACAACUUUAUCUGCUUUGUGGCCAACCUAUUAUAAUGGCAUCUCCCAUUUAAAAGAUCUAAGAGCGGAUCUGAGGAGAAACCCUGGAAGUGCUGCUGACAGUCAGUGUAGACUGCAUAAAUUAGAUUAACCAGUGGUCUUAAUUCCUUAUGAGACACAUUCAUAUGAUCAAGGCUGUGCCUGAGGAUGUGAUCUUGAUUAUGGAAACCAUACAGUAAAAUGCCAUCAACCUUUAAAAUUGGGUUUGAACAUUCCCGACUCUAGAAUAGUGGCCCUUGAAAAUGAUAGACUGGGACAAGGGAUGACCAGUCUCCAUCUACAUUGAUUAUAAGCCAUCCACACUACUGCUUUCUCUCCAUAUAUUUUGCUCUUCCCCAUCCCAAUUAAUAAGCCUGGUUCAGCCCAAUAGUAGUUACAGAAAGUAUGCAGAAACAACAUCCUUUCUGAACUUUUUUAGAAAGCCCAUUUGUAUAACCUGAAUGCAGUAGCCUCUGUGGCUCCUGGUAACUAUCUACAUCUCACACAGUUAAGGUGGAUUGCAUGGUUACCAGGCUAUUGAUGUAUAUUUCAUUACUUGAAAAUCAGGCUCCUGGAAUGGCUUACAUAUAUCCAUAACAGGACAGCCCCUACCCUCAGACGUACAUUCUAAGAAACAAAUGAAUGGAAAAGUGAUUCAGGAGGAGGAGGAGACAACCAAACUCUGGCACUAUUUAGUUUGUUGCAGAGUUCUUGCAAUGACCAGCUGGAAUGGGAAAAAAAUUCAAAAGUUGCUGGUCUUUCAUCAGAGCUGAUGGAGAGGCCUUGUAAUCGCAUCUCUCCCUCUUUGCAGGUUAACAGAAUGACUGCUGAGGAAGGAGCCCAGUGGAGCUGGGAAUGUAAUGUACUGUAUAAAAUAUAUAAAUACAUUUUGGAGCUGUAGAGCAGGGAAAGGGAACCUGGCCCAGUAUUGGGAGGAGAAGCUGUUCAUUAAAACUCUCCCCAACUUGGUUUCAUGGAAUCAUUUUGCUAAUGUUUACUUGAGUAAGGCCCAUGUAACUCAAUGGGGCUUAAUUCUGAUUGGACAUACCGUACAUAGAACUGCACUGUUUAAUUUUGGUUCCUUUCUUCCCACGGCCGCCUUUUUAAAACCUUUGGGUCUCGUUUUGAAUAAAGCACCUUGGGUUUUGCAAGACAUUAUUUGGUGUGUGUGUGUGUGUUUUUCAUCCAACCUUUCCCCUCUCAUUUCUCCCUAAAUAUAGAAUUGCAUGGAAGAACACACUGAGGUUGGUGUUGUUUUUUAUAGCAAGCCUGAUUCAAUCAUUGCCCUUUCUUUGGAGCGGUAUUUAUACCUACACCUCUUGAACAAAACGAGCUGUUCAAGGAACAUCCUGCCACACUCUGCAGAAGGGUUUCUGCUAUAUAUUCAGCUGUGGCCCCCAGUAGAAUGGCAGGUGCCAAAAGAAGCCGUUUUGAAUUUGUGAAAUCCAAGAAGCACCCCAGAACAGGAAUUUCAGGGGAUGAGAAGCAUUAGUGGCAGCUAUGAUUCUCCCCCUUCUCAAAGAAUUUUGCCUUGCUCUGAAAUGCACUCAAAUCAAAACAAGGCAAGUCAGUAUCAAACUGGGGCAAAGUGCCCUGAUCAGUUUGGGACAGCUGCUGCUGCUUCUACAUGCUACUGUUUCUCAUGGUAAAAUACCUGAGUGAAAUUUAUUGGCAGCCUAACCAGGAUUAUUUUGUAAGCAGGUAUCCAGCACUGUGUUGUGUGCAUCUGCCCUGGAAACC